Pogona vitticeps (central bearded dragon) is the source of this 2218-nucleotide messenger RNA. The record is from RefSeq and is a predicted model, not a curated record. Lineage: Eukaryota; Metazoa; Chordata; Lepidosauria; Squamata; Agamidae.
UCCAGGAACACAGGGUAGGGAAAGGGAUGACUCCCCUGCCCCAAUAAUUGAACAGGGUUAAAAAUAAUGAUUCCUCUCUCCAGUUAUGUUGGCUUGCUAGAGGAAGAACCCAAAGGCUACAUAAAUCUGAUGGUUAUACUGGAUUGUGAAACCUCUGCUAAAUCACAUUGCAACGUGAGCUUUUGAUCUGGUGAAUUGUGCAAAACUCUUCCAGAUGUUGGCUUUCCUCAGUAGAUUAGAGUGUUUGUGGAUGACCGGUGUGCUGACAUAACCAGGAGCAGCUAUCAAGCUGGACAGAUGACUUGCCCCUUUGCCAGCUUUCUGGUGUGGGCUCAGCCCCUAACCGUUCCUAUUCCACAGAUGGAAAGGGGACAGAAAUGCAUCCUUGGGAAGAUAACUGGUUGAAAUUUAGAAGUGAAAACAAUUGCUACCUCUAUGGAGUCUUCAAUGGAUAUGAGGGCAACCGGACCACUAACUUUGUGGGUGAGCGACUCUCCGCAGAGCUCCUUUUGGGCCAGCUGAACGCAGACCAUGAUGAUGCUGAUGUCCGUAGAAUUCUGCUGCAGGCUUUUGAUGUGGUGGAAAGGAGUUUCUUAGAGUCUAUUGAUGAUGCAUUGGCUGAGAAGGCCAGCCUACAGUCGCAGCUUCCAGAGGGGGUCCCCCAUCAGCAGCUGCCUUCUCAGUACCAGAAAAUCUUGGAGCGGUUGAAGGCACUAGAAAAGGAAAUCUCUGGAGGAGCCAUGGCCAUUGUGGCCGUCAUUCUUAACAACAAGCUGUACAUCGCAAAUGUAGGCACCAACCGUGCGCUCUUGUGCAAAUCGACCGUAGAUGGAUUGCAAGUGACGCAGCUCAACAACGAUCACACUGCAGAGAACGAGGAUGAGCUGUUCCGCUUUUCUCAGCUGGGUUUGGAUGCAGCAAAAAUAAAGCAAGUGGGAGCAAUAUGUGGGCAGGAGAGCACUCGGCGCAUUGGGGAUUAUAAGGUCAAGUACAGCUACAGCGACAUCGAACUUCUGAGUGCUGCAAAAUCUAAGCCAAUUAUAGCGGAACCUGAAAUCCACAGAGGGCUCUCGCUGGAUGGCGUCACAGGCUUUCUUGUUCUGAUGUCCGAAGGGCUCUACAGAGCUCUGGAAGCAGCUCAUGGCCCUGGGCAAGCCAAUCAGGAGAUUGCAGCCAUGAUUGCCACAGAGUUUGCAAAACAAACCUCCCUGGAUGCCGUGGCUCAAGCAGUCGUGGAUCGAGUGAAACGCAUUCACUGUGACACUUAUGCCAGCGGUGGCGAAAGGUCCAAGUUCUGUUCUCGGCAUGAGGACAUGACACUGCUGGUGAGGAAUUUUGGAUACCCACUGGGCGAGAUGAGCCAGCCCACACUGACCCCAACACAAGGUGGCCGUGUUUAUCCUGUGUCAGUGCCAUACUCCAGUGCACAGAGCACAAGCAAGACCAGUGUAACCUUGUCCCUUGUCAUGCCUUCCCAAGGUCAGAUGGUGAAUGGUGCCCACAGUAGCGCCACACUGGAUGAAGCCACACCCACCCUCACUAAUCAGAGCCCAACGGUGACCCUCCAGUCUACCAACACUCACACCCAGAGUAGUAGCUCAAGCUCUGAUGGGGGCCUCUUCCGUUCCCGCCCCUCUCACUCUCUCCAGCCAGAUGAAGAUGGCCGUGUUGAGCCCUAUGUGGACUUUGCAGAGUUCUACCGCCUCUGGAACAUGGACCACAGCGAGCAGGGGGCGCUCACUGUGUAAUGCUGCAGAAAGAUUAACUCCUGUGAAUUCCCACCAGAUGGAGAAAUGGUGUCUAAUAAAGCGGGAACAGUGUAUCUGGCUGGCCACAUUACACCAUAAAGCAUGCUCUUCUUUUAGGAAUGGGACUAAGUUUUAGAUUGGCUGCUGAUAAACGAUUUUUCUCAUCAACCCGCCAAGCAUGUUGACAAUGGAACCUUGUGGGUACUAAGAGAGGGUUGUGAAGUCUUCCCCUAUCUCUAGUAUUACAGACAGUUGGUAGUCAGGGCUCUGUUACAGAGAAGACAACAGCAUCAAGUGUCUGUCAAGAGAUGUACAUAUGUUGUAUGGUUAUAUAUAUGUGUGUGUGUCUGUGUGUAUGCUGCUGUUUGAAAUUUUGGUCCGGAAAUACUGCGCCAUGAUACUGCUAUGUUCACUCCUUGAAAGAUACCUCUGUUUUGCAGAAUAAACAGCCAUGCUGGCUGGGGAAUUCU